AUGUUUAUUAAAGAAAAACCUGUCAAUGUUUUAGUGGAUACUGGUUCCCCCACAUCAUUUAUUAGAGCCGAUAUUGCUGACAACCUCAAGUUAACACGUUCUACCGCUCCGCCAUUCCGUUUUAGAGGUGUUGUAUCAUCCGAAUCGUCAUACACUAACGAAUCCACCGAAAUUUUACUUGAACUCGAUGACAUAAAAAUUAAAACACCCGUAUACAUAACUGAUGCUAUUACUUUUGAAAUCAUAAUAGGACACCCGAUUAUAUCAUCUCACCCGCUGCUCCACAAGAUAUUAAAUAACAAGAAACCGGUCCCUGAAUACAUUGUAUCCGUACUUACCGAGAAUGAUACCGAAGAAUUAGAUGCUGAAAAUGCUGCUGCUGUGUUUGCUAUAAAGAUUUCUGAAACAGAUACAGAUGAUCGAUUUGAUAAACUACCUCGCUGGUUAAAAGAGAAAUAUUCUGCUACGGUCCGCGAUGAUUUACCACCUAAGAAAUUCGCUGAACCUCCAAAGGUUGAACACGAGAUCGAAAUUAAGCCGGGUGCACGCCUGCCUAGAAGACAGCCAUAUCAGACGACACCAAAAAUAGAACAAGAGAUAAACCUGAUCGUUGCCGACCUUCUCGAAAAGAAAUUCAUUGUACCCUCCAAAUCACCCUGUAGUUCACCAGUGGUUCUAGUUAAAAAGAAAGAUGGUACAUAUCGUUUAUGUGUGGACUACAGAGCUCUAAAUACUGUGACAAUCAAAGACCCGUUUCCAUUACCUAGAAUCGACAACCUAUUGGCCAAGAUUGGCUCUUCAACCAUUUUUUCAACUUUGGACCUCCACUCAGGGUAUCACCAAAUACCUAUGAAAAUGGACGAUCGUUUCAAAACCGCUUUCGUUACUCCUAAUGGAAAGUAUGAAUAUACCGUCAUGCCGUUUGGUCUCGUUAAUGCUCCAAGCACGUUUGCUCGUUAUAUGGCUGAUUUAUUUAGGGACUUACCAUAUGUCUGUGUUUACCUCGACGAUAUUUUAAUUCACUCCCGUUCCGUUGAUGAACAUUGGAAACAUAUAGACAUCGUAUUGCAAAGGUUAACUCAAGAAGGAUUAAUUGUAAAAAAGAAAAAAUGUAACUUUGCCGCUAAAUCUGUUGAAUUUUGGGAUACACUAUCUCUGCUAAUAAAAUCCAACCGUUGA
Molecule: messenger RNA, 1179 nt
Organism: Arxiozyma heterogenica
Lineage: Eukaryota; Fungi; Ascomycota; Saccharomycetes; Saccharomycetales; Saccharomycetaceae
Product: reverse transcriptase family protein
Exons: 1
Coding region: 1-1179 (392 amino acids)
Biological process (GO): proteolysis
Molecular function (GO): aspartic-type endopeptidase activity
Source: RefSeq, a predicted model, not a curated record